CUUAGCAUAAAGACCCCAAACAGCUAGUUGUCAGUAAACAGAGCAGAGGCACCUCCUCUUGCUCUCUGUUUGACCCCAACUCACAUAACCUCAAGUGGGAACCCCCCCCUUGCCAUUUGUUAAACUCUGUCAUGUUGAAAGCUAGAGUCAACGCUGCCUUCAAAGUAAAAGCUCAGACUGACGCUUAUGUUUAUCCUUUCAUGUUUGUGGAGGAGGUUUUGAGGGGGAACAAAACAUACAAAUUUGAAUUAUUGUCUCACAAAAAAAAACAAAAACAGACUUAGUACAUUAAUUGCAAUUUGUUUUGGGAAUAUGCACCACGAAAGUACAUUAUCCACUAAGGUUAGCUCUGCAUUAUCACAAAAUAUUAUAGCCCUGUCUCCCCAGUUUAACAUAUAAUUGUAACACCACGGUUUCAUGCAGGGCUUUAUAGCUAACCUUUAAAAAUUAAAUACACUUUAAUACAAUGAAAAAUAGCAGAGGUGCUCUCCCACACAGCAAAUGCAAUAUGAAGCCAUGGACCAGAAACACUUUUAUUUUGAAGGUCCUCGCCGGAUGUUUUGGUAUAGUCUCUGGUUAUUUUACUCUCUGCUUUCCCUCUCACGAUCAUUCAUUCAGUCAGAUCUUUUUAUCCAGCAGGAGAAAGAAAAACUCAAGAUUAAGAAUGUUGGGUAAGAGAUCGUUAUUAGCGGCUCUGCUCGCUGUGGCGGUUGGCGUUUACCUGCUGCCCUCUCCCAUAGACCCCAAACCACACGUACUGAAGGGGCCUCCUCCGGCCCUCGAGGGGCCGCUCGCUGUCAACACCCGGCUGCAGAAGGGCCGCAGGCUGUUUACUGGGAAACUACACGGACCAGAAUCCUUCACUGCAGAUGAGCAGGGUAAUGUGUACACAGGAACAGUGGACGGGAAGCUGUGGAGGGUCGGCCGUGAUGACAGCCUCACUCUCAUCACACACAUGGGACAGGAUUUACCAGAAUGUGGCAGCAGUACAGACUAUGAGCCUGUGUGUGGUCGUCCUCACGGUGUGCGUUUGGAUCGUCACGGCCAGCUGAUAGUUGCUGACUCAUACUUUGGGCUGCACAGCGUUAACCCCCAAACUGGAGAAAAGACUCUGCUGCUGGCUAAUUCACAAGGCGCUGAUGGCGUUCCCUUUGCGUUCCUGAACGGGCUGGAGAUUUCUUCCCAAACUGGGAUCAUUUAUUUCACAGACUCCUCCAGUCGCUGGGGACGCAGACACGUCACACUGGAGGUGAUCGAGCUGAACAGCCUCGGCCGUCUUCUCUCCUACGAUCCAGAGACAGGAAGUGUGAAGGUCCUGCUGGACUCUCUCUACAUGCCCAACGGCAUUGUCCUGUCGCCUGACGAACACUUCCUGCUGCUGGCGGAGACGAGCAUUGCACGCCUGCUGAGGUUUUGGCUGAAGGGCCUGAAGGCUGGCACCAAGGAGAUCGUCAUGGACAACAUGAUCGGUUACCCAGACAACAUCCGCCUAAGCGACCACGGAACAUUCCUGGUUGGCAUAACAACGACACGGUUCCGGAAGGUCAUGCCUCCCUUCUUGGACAUGAUCGCCCCGUACACGGCUGUCAAACGCUUCCUGGCCAAGGUGAUUCCUCUGAGCUGGUACAGCCUCCUGCUGCGGCGCUACGCUCUGGUCCUGGAGCUGGGACCGGACGGCCAGAUCGUGGACACGCUGCACGACCCUGAAGGCCGCCUGACGUGGGCCAUCAGCGACGUCUUCCAGCACCGAGGGAGGACCUACCUGGGCAGCACCGACCUGCCGUUCCUGCCCGUCCUGGAGGGAUCCUGGGAGAGCUGAUGACGGACUACGGCAGGAAACUAAAUGUCGGACUCUGUCGCCAAUUUAUGACCUGAGAGGUGAACUGAGCAACUGUGAUGAUCUAAAGACUCUUUCAGAAAAGUUAAAACUUCCUGUGGAAACAGAACAAACUUCCAUCUGCUCAAAGUGAUGUUAUGCCGUUUGACGGGAUAACAAUGGAUGUCCUUUUUAGUGCAAAAAACGAAAAUGGUGAGCUCCAACCACAUUAUAUACCCAAAAUACUGUGCAGUUAAAUUAUAGAAAUUAGGUAAAUAAGUUUGAUCAAUGCACUGGAUGUAUGCAGACGAGCACCAGAAGAAACACUGAAUCCAUCAACCUUCUUUCCAACUGCAAUUAAACUGAAAUAAAACUUGAAUAGUCUAUUAUUCAAAUGUUAUCUAGUCUAUUAAUAGUUUGUUUGCAAGUGACAUGGCAGCUUAAAUGAACUCAAAGUGAUUUCUCUCGGUCAUUUUGGACUAAUCAUUAUCUCCUGGAUCUUUAAAAUCAACCAACUUUCUCUCUGAGGAAUUUUAAAUGAAUGUUGAAAUAUAGAAUUUUCGACUGUUUAAAAACUGUAGGAAUGUGUACUAUUAAUACCAUAGACUUUAAAAUAAAUAUUUUAUAUAAAAAUGACAUUUCAGUGAGACUCCUGAAUUACAAAUGGGUUGCAAACAGCUGAAACGAUAUGAUUAGUCGUUCUGAUUAUUAAUUAAUCAUUUAACACUUAAUUGUGAGGAUUCUCUGCUUUUCUCUGAUGAAAUAAUUGUAAACCCCUUCA
Sander lucioperca (pikeperch) is the source of this 2597-nucleotide messenger RNA. RefSeq lists its product as uncharacterized. NCBI's taxonomy places the organism in Eukaryota, Metazoa, Chordata, Actinopteri, Perciformes, Percidae. Gene Ontology annotation, molecular function: strictosidine synthase activity. The coding region runs from base 467 to 1819 and encodes 450 amino acids. The record is from RefSeq and is a predicted model, not a curated record. Gene Ontology annotation, biological process: biosynthetic process. The transcript has 10 exons.